This is a messenger RNA of Folsomia candida, 5764 nucleotides long. RefSeq names its product ABC transporter G family member 23-like. NCBI's taxonomy places the organism in Eukaryota, Metazoa, Arthropoda, Collembola, Entomobryomorpha, Isotomidae. Gene Ontology annotation, molecular function: ATP binding; ATP hydrolysis activity. Bases 4715 to 5527 code for a protein of 270 amino acids. The transcript is spliced from 7 exons. The record is from RefSeq and is a predicted model, not a curated record.
AAUGAUGGAGGGAUAACUAGCACGCAUAACUUGUUUCGACAUGGUUUUGUUCUUGUAUCUAUAUGUUUUACUCGAGUUUGCAUUCGUACAUAAACUCGAGUCUCUUCAAGAGGUGAGGUGCUAGGUUCCGGGAUGGAUAAUUAUGGUGAUGUUUCUUUAUACAAAAGCAGUCAAGCAAAAACCGAACUGGAUAGUAAUGUCACUAAUCCUAAGCUACUAUAAGUACAGAAAUAUUUUCCAACCACAUUUUAAUUUAAAUAUUCUGGAAAAUUUAUUUAAUAAAUAUAUCGUUAUUAGUAUGCAUUAAAUCAGUGAACUCUUCCAGCAAAUGAGAAUGAUAAGGAAAACAAUUUACAACAUUUGCGGAAUUACCGGCUUAACUUUCUUAUGUAAAGCAUACAAAAAUACAAAAUGUAAGCGGGGAAUUCCGCCUAAGUAGUAAACUGUUUGUGGCAUCAUUACGAAAUAUUCAACAGAGCGAACUAAUUUCCGGUUAAUAUUUCUGGCUUAACUGAUAAUGAAGUUGUUGGGUACCCUGCAUGAAUAUAUGUUUAAAGCUGCAUCCAUUUCUCCUUUGACAAAAAAUCGCUUUUAAUUUUCAUACUUGCAAUGUACCUUGCUAAAAAAACAUCCGUAAAUUAUCUAAACUGUAGCCUAAUAAUUUGAAAAUUUCGUUAAUGAAGCGAGUAAAUUUUACAAACUAAAAUGGAAUACAAGAAACAGGUAUAAAUAAAUGGUAGAAAUUUAGGAAUUAUCGUACAACUUAACUAAAUAUGUAACUUUGCAGGCAGCCAAACAAUGUGGCUUGCAAAUACAAUGCAAUGUGCCUGCAGUAUGAACUCGACCAGAAAGAUAAGAGGUUGAGGUUGUGUCUUAAUUAUUACAAAAAUUUAUUUCAUCGCUAUGUUAAUACGUAAAUACGUAUACAUACAUAAGUGAAGAUGAGUUAUCUACAUAUGCAGACCGCACAACAUUCUUUCUGGUGAACAGGUAAUAUGAACAAAAUGAAGUGAUAAUUUUCGCUACAGUUUACACUGGAUUUUACCCUUAAUACAGCAAAAAUAAUAUUAAAGCAACGCCUAAUAUCUAUUUGGUCCUGCUUGCAUAACAUGAAAGUUUCCAUCAACUAUUUUGAAAUGCUUGUCGUCAUCCAGAGUUACGUUGGUAGAAAAUCUGGUGAUCAAGUACGAUAAUGCUUCAAUUUAUUUAUUUGAUUUCGAUGCUCGUGCAACAUUUAAUAUUUUCAUACCUUGUAACUUACCAGACAGGAUUUAAUAUCUAAUUGUGCACUAUUUAAUAAAAUGUAGUGCCGAUGUCGAUAAAAUGAAGAUCUGGUCAUCUAUUGCAGUGGCGUUCCUUGGAUUGGGACGGCCUGGAGCACAUAUUCAGUCCGGCCUAUUCAAAACUGGUGCAAAAUAUCUAGUCAUUGGGACAUUUUAUCUUGCUUCAAAGUGGGUCGUAAAAUUAAUUAUGACAUCUAGGCGUCUACAUACUCUCUAUCCACGCAGGUUUGAACUUUUACAGAAAUUAAGAAUUCUGAGAAACUACGCCACUGCCAGUCUUAAAUUCCCCAUAUUUAGCAUAGAGAAAAUUCUUUUGAAAUUGACAGCGGCGUAGUUUCUCAAAAUUUUCAAUGCCUGUAAAACUUCAAACCUGCGCAUGGAGAUAUCCAAAUUUCAAACCGCGGAGUAAAUUUUACAUGAAACAAAUUUUCGGCUCAUUUUAAUUUCCCUGUCAAUGAUGUUAAUUAUAAUUUGCAGCGGAACACAUAAAGUUAGAAUUUUAUAAUAUUGGUGCUAAUUCCGCUCUCUUUGCCCUUUGGAAUCAGUACUAAAAAUCUCAAAAAACGGUACCGAGUUUAACGUUUUCAGCAGUAUGUAUGAGGAACACAAUGAUGCAUUAAUUCUGUAACAAGAUAAGUACAUACGUAUGUUACGGUAUUUGUAUGUGAGGAAGAAUGCAUUGAUUCAAAUAAAAGUCUAAAAAAUAUACAGAGUCUGACAUUCCAUUAGAAAUGUCUAAAUUUUCAGAAGGAAAAUGUUCUUAUUAACACUCAAUUGCAUAGAUGCAAUUGAGUGCUAAAUUUUGGGGGAUUCUCUUAUAAUGACCACAAUUUUUCAGUACGACUACUCUUCUUCCCGAAUUAAAAAGUGUUCCAUAAAACGACAAUUGUCUUCGCUCGAAUCAAACGAUUAAAGCUUAGUACUCAGGAAGGAAUUUUGACGCGAAGCGGCAGAUUCUUUGAUUUCUAUUAAAUUACACCUUCACAGGACUCCGGAAUUUCAAUACAAUGUGUACCAAACAUUUGUGUUCAUAUAAAUCAACCCAAAAGUGUUCCCAAGUUGCUUUUCCUAUUUCAUGCUAAACAUUUUCAUGCCAAAAAUCCGCCCUGACCAAGGACCCCUGAGCACUAAAUAGGUUUAAGCUCAAUCUAAAUUCCACCCAAUUAACUAAACUAGAAAUCAUGUGCAUUCACCAAUAAGGCGACCAAAAUCGGAAGUUUUUAUCAAAUAAGUUUUUCGCUUAUUUCGCUUUUUAAAAUUGUGGUAAAACCGGUUUUCGAUUAAUUAGCUUUAGGAAAAUUCCACGAAACCAGGUUUAUAUUAAUUGGAUUUUGGAAAUUCGUAGGAAAAAUGUGUUUGAUUCGCACAAACCGGGUUUUGAAGACGGUUUUAUUCAAAUUUUUUAAAAAAAAUUAGCAAAUAUAAUAACCACAAAUUUGAUGCAAAAUUCAAAUUAAAUGUAAACUUGGGAAUGAGGAAUUACAGCACGAUUAAUUCUUAUCUCAAUAAUUAAACAUUAGAUUCAAAGAAUUCGUAUUAUUAAAAACCAAAACCCGGUUUUCGAGUGUGUAAAAACCUUAUUUGUACAGAACCGAUUUCUUCGAACAUUGUGAAACUGGUGUUUUGGAGAAUUGUAAAAAUUAUGACAGGUUUUUGCUUGAACCAAAAACCGGCUUUUAUUUACCUUCAUAUCAGCUUUUACGAAAUUGAAAAAACCGAUUUUGAAUGCCUUCCCUAUGUACCCAACGAUAUUCACUUUCUUUGAAAUUAAAUUCUUGAAAUCAAAUGUUACAUGAGAUUAUGAACUCGUGGAGGGAGGUAUGAAAUUAUAUGUAAUACUACAUUUUGUAUGACACAUCAACGUUCUCAUGAUCUAAAGGUCUAAACCCGUAAGAGCAGAUGCGGGUUUAUAAUCGCUAGAUUUUUGAGUAGGAACACACGGCCUGGCAAAUUAAGCACGUCUUCCUUACAUUUUCCGAUACUUAAUGUGCAAUUAUCUUGCGGCGUGUGAACACACAAUUAUAUCUAGUGCAUAGGGCGAGCCGGUACGGCCCAUCGGGCCGUACGGCCUGGAGCCAGCGCUCCACCUAGAAGCAUCGUCGGUACGGGCCUGAUCUAUUGAAUAACAAAUUUGUAUGAAUUAAACUUACGAAAUGGGGAUUCCAGUCGAGACAGAGCACUAAGUAGUCUUGGCAUCAGAACUGACGAAAUUUGGGUUAAUGAUGAGUGAGUGAGUGAGGUAUGAUGUGUUUUUGAGAUAAGUAUGCACUAGACAACCCAGGUAAGGUAUAAACUGAGCUUGCGGUAGUGAAGUAGCCAGGGUUGCACAAGGAAUGUGCCAAAAUACACCGGCUAAAUAAUAACAAUACAAAAAUUUGUUUGCAUAACGAUAUUAUCAUGGUUUUAAAAAUCACUCCAAAGUGGUUAAAAUCACAUGACAAAGGGAUUGUUCAUAUAUAAUGGCUCAUUUUCAACAGGUGAGAAUGGGGGAAAUUUCAUAUCCUCCCCGUUAAUAAUGAUGACGUGGUAUAAAUAUGGACGAGCGUAAAAUGAUUUGACACAUUUUUAAGAUACGUAGAUAUUCUUAUUUAUGAGUACGAUUACAUAUCUACAUAAACAACUUUUGUUCGGUCCGCAUCAAAUUUAUUUAUGUUUGCUCCAUUUCAUUAAGUAAAAAAAUGUGUAUGGCGGAACCCUGUCGGAGUUUUUGAUUCAUUUUUAAUACGACUUGGUAUCAUUUAAUGUUGCUAUUAAAAUCCACAAACCUCGCCACCUACGAUUUCUGUGGUGAUUUACACCCUCAACCGCAAACAAUUUCCGGGAGAUUGAUCGGAUAUGGAAGUAUUCCCUAUAAAAAUUUGAAUUUUUGUACAAUUUCUAAAAUAUAUAUUUUGUCAAAUAGACAAAUUUUGGAGAGAAGGCAUGUUCGAAAUUUAAAUUUGGAAGAACCCAAUCGUUUUCUUGUAAACCUUGUAAAAUUAGGACAAAUUUAUUAUGGCCCUGCGAGUAAGCAACGGGACAAAGUCGUACGUUAAAGGAUCCUACAUUCUUAAAGAUCUCAAUAUGAGUGUCGGACGGGGAGAAAUGUAUUUUUUUAUUUGAAAUUUGAAUUUGGAAUCUUCAAAAUUUUGGAAAAUGAUUAAUUCAUCAUUGUGUAUUUGACAAAUUUACUUAGUUAUGGACUCCUCGGUGCGAGUGGGUGUGGGUAAGUUUAUGAGUAAAAUAAGCGUUUAACAAACAGAUGAACUAUUUCUGCAGUUAAUGCAAAUUUUUUGCUUAUGCAAAUUUUGAGAGUGGAAAUAGUUUGUAUCAUUUUUUGAAGAAAGACUACUCUUCUCUCUUGUGUCGUCGGGCUACGAAAGCUCGACCGUGGUGAUCUUAUAGUAUUUGGACAACAAAGGAACGGUCACCUGGGUCAGUUGUGCGGCUACAUGCCACAAGAAAGAAAAAAUGAAACCUUUCCAAAAACCCGAUAUGAAAUUGCGCUGCACCACUUUGGACUAAUUUAUGGCAUGUCGGGAAAAUCGAUAGAAAACAGGAUAGAUUUUCUCGUCAGCUUUCUCGACUUGCCAGACCGGUCAACACAAAUUCAAUAUUUGAGUGGGGGCCAGAAGAGAAGGGUGUCCUUGGCCGUGGUUACGAUUCACAAUCCUGCCCUUCUGGUUCUCGACGAGCCUACUGUGGGUCUGGAUCCUCUGUUGAGACAAAGAAUUUGGGAGCACUUAUUUGAAAUUUCACGCACUCAAGGGACCACCAUCAUAAUAGCUACGCAUUAUAUCGAAGAAUGCAAGCGGUGUGAUAAGGUUGGUUUUAUGCGGGGCGGUCAACUUCUCGCCGAAGACACGCCCACCGCCCUUCUCGCCAUGCAUGGCGAGACAUCCCUUGAAGCGGUGGCUCUCCACCUGUCCCGUCUCCAUGAGACUCGUACGUCCACAAAUGCAGACGUCUGCAAGGCUCAACCGUUGUCCACGGAUCCCGACAAGAUUUUCGGGGACGAAGAGAGGUGGGUCGUGAAGGCAAACUUCUACCGCAAGUUGUCCAUCACGUCGCAUGACAAUGUCACCCACUCGCCCGUCAAUGUGGAGACGAACCAUUUAUCUAUCCUGCAUGCCCUCGUACUUAAGGCGUGGCGAAGCAGGAAGCGGGACUGGAGGUACAGUCAAAAUAUUUGUGCUAGUCACCGCAUUUGCAUUUUUUGGCGCAUUCGCGUAACACAAAGUUUAUUCUACAUGGAAAACCCGUAGUUUUCCUUUUGAAAAGUAAAUUCACUCUGAAUUUUGAAUUACGUUAACCAUAGUAAAUCAAGAGUAACGUUGACUUUAGAAAGAGUAAAGUUUGCAUGAUUAGUGUGAUUUACUAUAUUUAGAAUCUAAAGUGCAUUUACAAAUGGUAUAUGUAUACUGAUCAAAAUUGUUAUUUUGUUUAAGCGUGUGUCGCUCUUCAAAUUUUAACAACUUACAUAUACGAUUCGCAGUAGUUUU